Monodelphis domestica (gray short-tailed opossum) is the source of this 948-nucleotide messenger RNA. RefSeq names its product olfactory receptor 6C2-like. The record is from RefSeq and is a predicted model, not a curated record. Gene Ontology annotation, molecular function: olfactory receptor activity; G protein-coupled receptor activity. Lineage: Eukaryota; Metazoa; Chordata; Mammalia; Didelphimorphia; Didelphidae. Gene Ontology annotation, biological process: G protein-coupled receptor signaling pathway. Gene Ontology annotation, cellular component: membrane.
AUGCAAAACCAUACAAAGAUAACAAUAUUCAUUCUUCGGGGAUUGACAGAUGAUCCAAAGUUGCAAAUAUUUCUUUUCGUCUUUUUGUUUCUUACCUAUAUUUUGUGUGUCACUGGGAACUUGACUAUCAUUAUUCUCACCUUGGUGGAUCCCCACCUAAAAACUCCCAUGUAUUUUUUCCUUCGAAAUUUUUCCUUCUUAGAAUUAUUCUUCACAAGUGCCUGUAUUCCUAGAUAUCUAUACAGCAUGUCAACUGGUGACAAUACUGUGACCUAUAAAGCUUGUAUUGCACAAGUGUUUUUUAUCACUUUCUUUGGUUCAACAGAAUUUUUUCUUUUGUCCUCCAUGUCCUAUGAUCGCUAUGUGGCCAUCUGCAAACCCCUGCAUUACACAACGAUCAUGAACAACAAAGUUUAUUACCAGCUCCUACUGAGUUCUUGGGUGGCUGGUUUGAUUAUCAUCCUCCCACCACUUAGUAUGGGUAUUGAGUUAGAAUUCUGUGACUCCAAUGUUAUUGAUCAUUUUGGCUGUGAUGCAUCACCACUCCUAGAGAUCUCAUGCUCUGAUACAACUUUCAUAGAAAAGAUAAUUAUAAUAUUUGCUGCAUUGUUAAUCAUCAUUACCUUAGUGUUAGUGGCUCUAUCUUAUGGACACAUUAUCCACACUAUUCUGAGAUUACCCUCUACUCAACAAAGAAAAAAAGCCUUUUCUACUUGUUCCUCCCACAUGAUUGUUGUCUCCAUGACUUAUGGUACUUGCAUAUUCAUCUAUAUCAAACCUCCAGGGAAUGAACAGCUGGCUUUGAAUAAGGUGGUGUCAGUACUUGUGACCUCAGUUGCCCCCAUGAUGAACCCCUUUAUUUACUCACUAAGGAAUAAACAAGUCAUACAAGCAUUUAAGGAUUUGGUAAAAAAAAUCACAUAUUUAUCAAAGGGCAUUUUAGUUUAA